Messenger RNA from Ictalurus punctatus (channel catfish), 2071 nucleotides. RefSeq names its product inositol polyphosphate multikinase a (gene ipmka). The record is from RefSeq and is a predicted model, not a curated record. Gene Ontology annotation, biological process: inositol phosphate biosynthetic process. Gene Ontology annotation, cellular component: nucleus; cytoplasm. NCBI's taxonomy places the organism in Eukaryota, Metazoa, Chordata, Actinopteri, Siluriformes, Ictaluridae. Bases 430 to 1608 code for a protein of 392 amino acids. The transcript has 6 exons. Gene Ontology annotation, molecular function: inositol tetrakisphosphate kinase activity; inositol-1,4,5-trisphosphate 3-kinase activity.
UCUUGCGCACAUGUAUGAAAACGAAUUGUUCCUCACUUUAAAUAACUAAAUAACUACCAGGACUGGUUGUGUAUCUCAGUGAAACUCGAGCCAAAGGUUAAGGAGAGCCAUGUUCCUCAAGCAGAAUAAUACAGCAGUUGGGCGUGAAGUAUGAGUGGCACAGUUGGCUAACACCGUGUGCACUGACGAGAGAUUAUUAAUGAACUUUAGCGCACAGGACAGUUGUGGUGUGGCCGCUUUUCUUUUACUAGGAAGUGGGAUGUGGUGGCACGGAUUCACAGCUGUUUGUAGGAAUAUGUGUAGCUAUAAAUCUUUAGUGGGACAUCGGUCAAAGUAGUUAUUUCUUAUCUAUACUACCAGACAUCCGCGAGAGGUAUGUGACUCCGCGGUAACGUGAAGUACAGAGUUAAAUAAGAUGAUUAUGAGGUGAUGUUAGAGCCGGAGCUCAGAAUGUCUACAGUGGAUCGAGUAUUAAAAUCAUAUCUAGCCGGCGGUGAUGGAGAGCAAAAUGAAACCGCUGCAGAAUGGAAGAGCAGGAAAGCAGAGCGCGCGCGGGCUCCAGUGCCGCUCUCUCAUCAGGUGGCUGGACACAAGUACGGCAUCCAUAAAGUCGGUAUCCUACAACACUUUGAUGGCACUGUACUCAAACAGCUGCAGCCUCCACCCAGAGGCCCAUGUGAGAUGCACUUUUACACACAGGUGUUUGCUCAAGAAUGUAAAGAUCCACACCUACUGGCCUUACAACAACACCUACCCAAAUACUAUGGCACAUGGUCACCUCCAAAUAAACCAAAGGAGCUGUAUCUGAAGCUGGAGGAUGUGGCUGGGAGGUUUGCAUGUCCAUGCAUCAUGGAUGUGAAGAUUGGGAGGAAGAGCUAUGAUCCCUUUGCCUCACACGAGAAACAAGAAGAGCAGAUUAGAAAGUAUCCUCUAAUGGAAGAGAUUGGGUUCUUGAUUCUAGGAAUGAGGGUUUACCAAGUAGAUUCAGGAAGCUAUAUUAGUCAAGAACAAUCCUAUGGACGCAGCCUGACAAAGAAAACACUCAAAACUGGAUUAGCUAGAUUUUUCCAUAAUGGAGAGGAGCUGAGAAAAGAUGCCAUUUCUCUUAGCAUCCAUAAAAUCUGUGACAUCCUGCACUGGUUUGAGGGCCAGAAACAGCUCCACUUCUAUGCUAGCUCUCUCUUGUUUGUGUAUGAGGGCUCUCUUCACAUAGCCAAUACAAAGAACAGAACUGAAGGUCUGACAAGACAGAAUGAUAAAGCUGGGCCAGAGAACAAAACUAAUGUUCAUGUCACUAGCUCAAAGUUGAAGAGCUCCUGCGGGCAGGUAAACUGUAGUAGCAUUCUCGAAGCCAUUCACUAUGUGAGGAAAGUGAAUGGGUUUGGGUCUCACUCUCUACAUCACCAGGCUAAUGGAAUGACUGCUGACAUGGACUCAAAAACAAACAAUGUGGUUGAAGACAAGAGCUCAAAUGAAGGGAAGGAGGAAAAUGUGGAGGUCAGGAUGAUUGAUUUUGCCCAUGUGUUUCCCAGUGACAGCUCAGAUGAUGGCUACAUAUAUGGACUGAGGAGCCUCCUCUUUGUUCUGGAGCAGAUCCUCCAAGACUGACUUCCUUAUAGUGACAAUAAAAGGCAUUCAUUCAUUCAUUCAUUCAUUCAUUCAUUCAUUAAGGCAAUUUAUAUGGCUUGGAUAACUCAAAACUACCAUAGACUUUUUUCUAUCCUAUGUUUAUCAAAGCUCAUCUUAUAAGGAUGUAGAAAUACUGAGGUAGAGUCAGUCAUCUAUUAUAUAAUGAAUGAUAUAUUAGAUAAACUUUGUAGCUGCUUAUAAUCAGACACCGCUGGUGCUAGAAUACAGGAGGGAAGAUGUUCAGUGUAGAUAUUUUUACUCUAAAUCACCAAACGGCCUGGAAAUCACCCCCCAAAAACAGCUGAAUGUAAGUGGCACUGAAUGUAAUUUAAAUAUAUUCAAAAAAUAACUGGAAGAUCAAAACCAGACUUCUCUAGAGCACAGCUCUAAUGUGAACAUUAGAAAACCUUAAAACACGAAAGCAUUAAAUUCUUUCUAACCA